AUGCUCACGCGCCUAGCCCUCGUCGCCGGGCUCGCGGUCGCCGCCGCGCAGAGCGCCGACCCCUCCGACCUCGCCAAGAGCCUCGGGCUGACGGAGAACUACCAGUACGAGUUCCCCUCCCAGCCACUCGAGCAGGACUCGGCCGACAACUACCUCUACGACAACUGGCACCUGAACCACGGCCAGAUCCAGUUCGGCGCCGGCGACAUCACGUUCCAGUCUGACCCGGCGGGCGGGAAGCGACGAAGUCUCGCCGUCCGUGCCGAGGACGAUAAGGAGAGGAAGAAGGAGUCGUCGUCGAGCACGAGCUCGGCCCCGACACCGAGCGGGACGGGCGCCGCCGCCGCUGUCAAGGAUAGCAAGACGUCGCUCCGUAUCGAGUACCCCGCUGGCUCUUACUCGAAUGCGACGGGCGGAACACAGUUCUACUCCCAGCCGCUGAACGCGACGUCGGACACGCCGAAACCCGCCGACGGGGCCGGCACCAACGGCAACUUUGAGCGCAUGCUGCUCUCCUUCAACAAGGGCGGCAAGCUUCCCGGUCUUCGCGGCGGAGACGACCCGCACGGCUGCUCCGGUGGCCAUUAUCCGGAGGACGGAGGGUGCUUCUCCACGCGUCUGAUGUGGCGCGAGGGCGGUCUUGGUGAGGUAUACGCGUACAUCCCGAAGAACGGCAUCAAGGACUUCUGCAAGAAGAAGGGCAUCUCGUGCGACGCCGACUACGGCACGUCGCUGAACAAGGGCUCGUUCUCGUUCCCGCGCAACAAGUGGCAGACGAUCUGGCUCUACGUCGAGCUGAACAAGAUCGGCACGGCCAACGGCGUCGUCGCGCUCUACGUCGACGGCAAGCAAAAGUUCAACAUGACCAACCUCGAGAUCAGGCGGAACGACCACGUCGACAGCAUCGGCGGGCUGUACUUCUCGACCUUCUUUGGCGGCAACGACCAGUCCUGGGCCUCCCCGACAAACCAGUACACGUUCUUCCGCAACAUGCAGAUCUUUGCUGGUCUCGGCGAGAGCCAGCACCCGGGCGACCCGACCAGCGGCGCGACCAAGAGCACGCCGAGCUUUGCGUUCGCCGCCGCCGCUGCCGUUUUUGUCGUUGCGGCUUCGGCGUUCUUCUAA
This is a messenger RNA of Trichosporon asahii var. asahii CBS 2479, 1125 nucleotides long. RefSeq lists its product as uncharacterized. The coding region runs from base 1 to 1125 and encodes 374 amino acids. Lineage: Eukaryota; Fungi; Basidiomycota; Tremellomycetes; Trichosporonales; Trichosporonaceae. The record is from RefSeq and is a predicted model, not a curated record. The transcript has 2 exons.